Molecule: messenger RNA, 1856 nt
Organism: Plutella xylostella (diamondback moth)
Lineage: Eukaryota; Metazoa; Arthropoda; Insecta; Lepidoptera; Plutellidae
Gene: Ada2b
Product: Transcriptional adapter 2B
Biological process (GO): chromatin remodeling; regulation of transcription by RNA polymerase II
Cellular component (GO): SAGA-type complex; nucleus
Molecular function (GO): zinc ion binding; chromatin binding; transcription coactivator activity
Source: RefSeq, a predicted model, not a curated record
UCGAAAAAAAAUGGCUGAUGAUUAGAAAAGAAAGCUUGCCAAUGCCAACGUACUUUUGAAUUUGUAGAGUUUAGUAAAUGUGAACAUGUCCUUUUCAGAUUUAUAUGCGAAAUAUAAUUGCACAUAUUGCCAAGAAGAAAUAAACGGGAUAAGGGUGAGAUGUGCAGAGUGUACUGAUUUUGAUAUUUGUUUGCAGUGUUUUUCUCUCGGUGCUGAAAUUGGACCUCAUAAAAAUGACCACUCUUAUCAGUUUAUGGACUCUGGAGCAUUUGGUAUAUUUUUGGGCAAAACUAGCUGGUCAGCCAAUGAAGAAGUAAGAUUACUAGAUGCUAUAGAACAGUUUGGAUUCGGAAACUGGGAGGAUAUUGCUAAGCAUAUUGAGACCAGAACGCCAGAAGAAGCAAAAGAUGAAUAUAUCACAAGAUACUUGGAGGGCAGCAUCGGACGGGCCACCUGGGGCAACGUGGAGAGCACCCUGCGACCCUCGCUGCACUGCGCAGACCGGGACGAGGGACCCCUGGGCCCCAGCGCCGUGUCCAGGCUACCCUCCCUCGCCGUCACUCCGGACGAGGCCAGCCAACUGGGCUACAUGCCAAAUAGGGAUGAUUUUGAAAGGGAACAUGAUCAUGAGGCUGAACAGCUAAUAUCAACAUUGUCCAUAAAUCCAGAGGAUGAUGAACUUGACGUUGGCGACGAUGAUGUUAUUCUAGGUCUGAAGCUCUCACAAGUGGACAUAUACACAAGAAGAUUGCGUGAGAGGACAAGAAGAAAAAGGCUAGUGAGAGAUUUUCAACUUGUCUCAGUAUUCUUCAAUAACCAAAGGAACAAGCAGAAGCCACUCGGGAAACUUGCCAAAGAAAAAAAAGAAUUCCUGGAGCGUCUCCGCUGGACGGCCCAGUUCUACGGCCGGGCUGAACACGCAGCCGUCACCGCUGGGCUGUGGCGCGAGCGCGAGCUUCGCGUGCGCCUCGGCGAGCUGCACCGCUACCGGCUCGCGGGAGUCACCAGGCUCGAGGAGUGCGCUCAUUAUGACCAGCACGCGGCGCACAGGAAGCACCCGCACCACGCGCCCCACCACAUCGACGUGAGACCCCGACUACUGGGCAGCAGUGGGUGCCCGGACAGCCAGACAAGAGAAACAACAACAACGCCGAACAGCACGCCGCAGCUAAAAAGAAGAGACGGCGAAAGCGGCUCAAGUUCCACCAGCCCAAAGUGCACACGGGACGCAAGUACCGCAUGUGGAUGCUCCAGAAAGAGCUCCUGCAGCGGCGGCUGCUCGAGGCAUCUGCUCAACAAUAAUGAGAUACAGCUAUGCACAGCCCUAAGCCUGCCCCCAGCACAGUACGUGACCAUGAAGGGGGUGCUGCUCCGGCGGCCGGCGGAGACGGACGUGGACGCGGCCGUGCGACGCUACCUGCAGCAGGCCGGCUGGGUGCGCAACUGAUGCCAGCACCCCGUGGCUGUCAGUAUGCUACUGCAGCUGCUGUGUAAGGACACGUGACAGUGAUGUGGUUGUAGGUGUUGUGAAGUUCUGCGGAUCUGUUUUGCUUAGGAUAAAGGAUGCGUAAAGUAAGGUUAUAUUGUAGACGUGCUAUGAAGAUUUUUGCGUCUAUUUUACUUUCCUGAAGGGCCAGCACGGGGUGCAUUUAAGACGUGACAAAGGUUUUCCAUCGUUUUUCUCACUCACAUACUUUUGUCACGUCUUAAUAGCGCCCCGUGCUAGCCCUUCUGGCUCCAAAAUGGGCCUGACUGCUAGCGACUAUAGGUGCCACAUCAGUUAGGAUCACAGACAAAUCCCUUUAAUGGAAUAUUUAAACGAGAAAUAUCUCUUAGGCCUGAUAGAGCUUAUGUUA